Homo sapiens (human) is the source of this 769-nucleotide messenger RNA. It is a transcript of the gene CTAG1A, whose product is annotated as cancer/testis antigen 1A. Gene Ontology annotation, cellular component: cytoplasm. Bases 75 to 617 code for a protein of 180 amino acids. The record is from RefSeq and is marked reviewed. The transcript has 3 exons. NCBI's taxonomy places the organism in Eukaryota, Metazoa, Chordata, Mammalia, Primates, Hominidae.
CUGCAGCCUCUCUGCCUCCGCAUCCUCGUGGGCCCUGACCUUCUCUCUGAGAGCCGGGCAGAGGCUCCGGAGCCAUGCAGGCCGAAGGCCGGGGCACAGGGGGUUCGACGGGCGAUGCUGAUGGCCCAGGAGGCCCUGGCAUUCCUGAUGGCCCAGGGGGCAAUGCUGGCGGCCCAGGAGAGGCGGGUGCCACGGGCGGCAGAGGUCCCCGGGGCGCAGGGGCAGCAAGGGCCUCGGGGCCGGGAGGAGGCGCCCCGCGGGGUCCGCAUGGCGGCGCGGCUUCAGGGCUGAAUGGAUGCUGCAGAUGCGGGGCCAGGGGGCCGGAGAGCCGCCUGCUUGAGUUCUACCUCGCCAUGCCUUUCGCGACACCCAUGGAAGCAGAGCUGGCCCGCAGGAGCCUGGCCCAGGAUGCCCCACCGCUUCCCGUGCCAGGGGUGCUUCUGAAGGAGUUCACUGUGUCCGGCAACAUACUGACUAUCCGACUGACUGCUGCAGACCACCGCCAACUGCAGCUCUCCAUCAGCUCCUGUCUCCAGCAGCUUUCCCUGUUGAUGUGGAUCACGCAGUGCUUUCUGCCCGUGUUUUUGGCUCAGCCUCCCUCAGGGCAGAGGCGCUAAGCCCAGCCUGGCGCCCCUUCCUAGGUCAUGCCUCCUCCCCUAGGGAAUGGUCCCAGCACGAGUGGCCAGUUCAUUGUGGGGGCCUGAUUGUUUGUCGCUGGAGGAGGACGGCUUACAUGUUUGUUUCUGUAGAAAAUAAAACUGAGCUACGA